Trachymyrmex cornetzi is the source of this 4904-nucleotide messenger RNA. Its product is annotated as insulin receptor. Gene Ontology annotation, molecular function: ATP binding; insulin receptor substrate binding; insulin receptor activity. Gene Ontology annotation, cellular component: insulin receptor complex; plasma membrane; axon. NCBI's taxonomy places the organism in Eukaryota, Metazoa, Arthropoda, Insecta, Hymenoptera, Formicidae. Bases 455 to 4726 code for a protein of 1423 amino acids. The record is from RefSeq and is a predicted model, not a curated record. Gene Ontology annotation, biological process: glucose homeostasis; cell surface receptor protein tyrosine kinase signaling pathway; positive regulation of kinase activity. The transcript has 7 exons.
GGAAACACCCCUGCGAGUGUUUGAAACCGGGUUACCCGGAGCCCGUGCGGGGGAGGGAGAAUCUGAGAAGGUUCACGCGAGCCUGGACGAACGUAGACGAUCGAUCGAUUACCUCCUUGGAGGAAGAGGAAAAGGCGGAAGAGGAGAAUAAGAGCGCGGAAUAACCCAGAGUGUUUUUCUCGUAGGGGAAUCGCGUCGCUUUUAAUCCGCAGUGUACUAAUUAUCGCCUUUAAGAAGCCCAAGGAAAAGGUCAAACAAUCGAACGCGAGCGAGGCCGUGUGGGCAGGGGAGGAAAAAGUGAACGAAGGAGAAUAGGGACAAGCUCGCAGGGUCGACCAUCAAUCGUCGAUCAAUCAAAGAAAACGAAAGUGGUGGUCGGAGCGGCACGUGGGGAUAAGGUCGGGAACGUUCAACGGGAGGCUUUCAAACGCGCGGUGUUCAAUGAGACAAGGAGAUGAAGACGAGGAAGUCGCUGCUGCCGAUCGUUCUGUUGUGCGUGACGAUGGUGGACCUGGCGCUCUGCCAGGAGAAAAGGUGGCCGAAAGCGGGUACAAAGUACCGAGAUAAAAGUGCCAAGGGCAAGUACGAUCCUGAUUACGCGGACAGGACCAGGGAAGAGGACUCCGAGGAGGAGUUUUACUAUGAUCGAAGCUCAGCGGCUACUGGCUACUACGAGUCUGGAUCUCUCGACGCCUUGGCCGCUUACAGGAAUAACAGAGCGAUCGAUACCUCCAGAUCUACGGAUAUCGGGUCGAAAAACAGUCAGCAGUCUAGUCAAUCGUCGAAUCUGCCUAAAUCGCAUACGAAAUCGAGUGAAGAGGUAGGACGAGAGAAAGGACGAAGGCACAAGAAUAUGACAAUUGGAGACGGUAUCUGUCAAAGCAUAGAUAUCAGAAACAGUGUUGACACUUUCGCGGUAUUAAAAGACUGCCGUGUGAUCGAGGGCUUUCUGCAAAUCGUAUUGAUCGAAAACAACACCGAGGCGGAUUUCGAGAACGUUAGCUUCCCGCAGCUGAGAGAGAUCACCGGUUAUUUUCUUUUAUAUCGCGUGGAAGGUCUGAGAUCUCUCACCAAACUCUUCCCAAAUCUCGAAGUCAUCAGAGGCGAUAUACUUCUCACGGACUACGCUUUCAUGAUUUAUGAAAUGAAGAGCAUGCAGGAGAUCGGCCUCAUCAACCUGACAAAGAUAUCCCGGGGUGGCGUGCGCAUAGAGAAGAAUCCCGCUCUCUGUUUUACAAAUACCAUGAAUUGGAGCCUUAUCGUUUCGGCCGGCGAGAACUUCAUCAAAGAUAACGCAAACGAAGCGAGUUGCCCGCAUGUGAAAGGAUGCGCUAAAUGUCCUGGCAGUUAUUGCUGGACUCUCAAAAAUUGUCAAAAGUUAGAGAGACCAAGGUGUCAUGAACAAUGUCUCGGGGAAUGUUACGGUCCAAGUGAUACUGAAUGUUACGUCUGUAAGCAUUAUCGACACGAGGGAAGAUGCAUUGAAAGCUGUCCUCUAAAUUUAUACGCAUAUCUCUCGAGACGGUGCAUCAGCAAGGACGAAUGCCAAAACAUGAAUCAUAUCAGAAGAUUUUCUAAAUUGGAAGAGAUACAAAUAUGGCGACCUUUUAAUAAUUCCUGUGUCACUCAAUGUCCUGAUGGUUUUGAGGAUUACAUUGAUGACAAAAAUGUAACGAAUUGUCGAAUUUGCAAAGGACAGUGCCGUAAAAUCGCAAAAGGUGCUAUUAUACGCCAUAUUUCGGAUGCUCAAAGUUUUCGCGGUAUAACGGUAGUGAAGGGGGCUCUGGAGUUUCAAAUUAGAAAUGGUAAUCCAAAUAUAAUGAAUGAAUUGGCGGAUGCAUUCGGUUUAAUCGAGGAGAUAACCGAAUAUUUGAAGAUAACACAUUCUUUCCCGAUCACAUCGCUGAACUUCUUCAAGAAGCUGAAAGUGAUCAAGGGUGAAAAUUUAGACAUUAACAACGCGAGUUUCGUGGUUCUGGAUAAUCCGAAUCUCUCCUCCCUCUUCCCGCUAUACCAAAAGAUAACGAUAGAAACCGGCAGGCUGUUCUUUCAUUACAAUCCCAAGCUGUGUCUCUCUAAGAUAGAGCAGUUCGGUAAAAUGGUGAAUAUCACUAACUUCACAGAUCUUGAGGUCCAACCAGAGUCAAAUGGUGACAAAGUUGCUUGCAAUAUCGUUAACAUAAACAUCACAGUGAAAAAGCGAGAGGCGGAUCACGUCAUUCUGAGUUGGGACAGCUAUAAGCCACCAGAAGGCCAACAGCUGCUUAACUAUCUGCUAAGUUACAUAGAGACCGAUAACGAAAAUAUAACGUACGAGGCGAAUGCUUGCGGUAAUAACACGUGGCAGAUAGUGGAUGUUGGUAUACCGAGUUGGAAUUCAACCGUUUCGAAAUAUAUCACGAACUUAAAACCAUAUACCAAGUAUGCCGCGUACGUGAAAACGUUCACAACAAGGAAUAAAAAUUCUUCAAGUUCCUUCGUAACUCCAGUGGGUCAGUCGAAUAUUAUUUUUUUCCGAACGAAGAGCGCGAUACCUUCGGUGCCGACGAACGUGAGCUCGAUCGCAAUAAGCGACAGUGAAAUUCUACUCAAAUGGGGUCCACCAGUGUAUUCGAACGGUCCUAUAGGCUACUAUAUGAUCUCCAGCACGAUUCGACUGGACGAUGAGGAACUAAUCGCCUCGAGGGAUUACUGUGUCGAUGCUUUAGUCAACGAAGCAAAGGAGAUACACGAAGUGACAAUUAAGACGUCGCUGAUCACGAAUCCUAAUUCUUGCUGUUUCAAGGACGAGAAGACUUCUAAGCAAUUUGAGAUAUUCUGCCACAAGAAUAUGACUAUCAGCCAUUUAUCGCCCGGCUGGAAGGAUUACUGCGUUUUUAAUGACUACAAUUUGCCGGAGAGUAAAUUUUAUGAUGUGACAAACAAUUUAUCCACUUCAACGCAGGAAGGGCAGAAAAUUGCGACAGACGGUUCGGUUAACGCUGGUAGCAGCAUCACGAGUAGCCAAUUGAAUGAUGAGAUGUACAUAUACAACGUGAGUGCGCAAAAUACUUCAUAUGUUUUGAAGAACUUGCGCCAUUAUUCUUUAUAUAUCAUCACAAUUGCUGCGUGUGGUGUCAAAGAUAGCGACGCACCAAUGUGCUCAACAAUUCAAUAUGCGAACGUCCGGACGUUGAAACGACCAAACGCGGAUGAUGUUCACAACGUGAAGGUCCAUGUGACUAACAAUACGAUAGUCGAAAUCAUCUGGGAAUCAGUCAAGAAUCCAAACGCAUUCACUGUCUCGUACACCAUCGAGUACACAAAUAUGGACGUAAAGGAUGCGAAAAAGAGUACCGAGUGCAAACCGUACAUUGGGCACAGGGAAAAAUAUAUCCAUCAUUACAUCAAUAACCUCAGUCCGGGUAGAUAUAGCCUGAGAAUGCGUUCCACGUCGCUAGCGGGUGACGGCUUCUUCACCAAUACAAUCUACUUCUCAGUCGGUUUAUCGGAUAACAGUCGAAUAAUUAUGGCAACGUUGUUGACUCUAGCUGUGUUAAUCAUCACUAUGAUCGCGAUAAUAUUCCUCAUUAGGAGCCACCAGAAGAAGAGGACACAGGAGCGAUUGAUAGCCAGCGUGAAUCCAGACUAUAUCGAGACCAAGUAUGUCGUUGAUAGCUGGGAAGUACCUAGAGAGAACGUCGAGAUUUUGGAGGAGCUUGGUUUGGGUAAUUUCGGCAUGGUGUAUCGAGGAUACUUGGAUGGCACCGGACAAGUAGCCAUUAAAACGAUCUCUGAAACCGCCAGCCAACGAGAAAAGAACGAGUUCCUGAACGAGGCCUCGGUCAUGAAGAACUUUUCGACAUGGCAUAUCAUCAAGUUGCUAGGCGUAGUCUCCAUGGGCAAUCCGCCAUUCGUCAUCAUGGAGCUCAUGGAGAAUGGCGAUCUAAAGACGUACCUGCGUAGGAUACGCGACACUCAGAUGGUGCCGAAUGCGUCCAGGAUAAUGAGAAUGGCCGCGGAAAUCGCCGACGGUAUGGCCUACCUGGAAUCAAAGAAAUUCGUGCACCGCGAUCUGGCCGCCCGCAAUUGUAUGGUGUCCAAAGACUUGGUCUGCAAGAUCGGCGACUUUGGCAUGGCGAGAGAUAUCUACGAGACCGAUUACUAUAAGAUCGGCAAAAAGGGUCUAUUGCCGAUACGCUGGAUGGCACCAGAGAAUCUUUCCGAUGGUGUAUUCACAUCCGAUUCGGAUGUGUGGUCAUUUGGUGUCGUGCUUUACGAGAUACUCACUCUCGCCGAGAUACCGUAUCAAGGUUUCUCGAACGAGGAGGUGUUGCAUCACGUGUUACGCAAAGGCGUGCUGAACAUACCGCGGAACUGUCCCGAAACCAUACAGAAGCUCAUGGAGAAGUGCUUCAAGUGGCGGCCCAGCGAACGCCCAACCUUCAUGGAGAUUGUUUCUGAGCUGGAACCGUUCCUGGGCCAGGACUUUUGCGAGAAGUCGUUUUACCACUCCGACGAGGGCAUCGAAAUACGUAGCCUCGGCAUCAAGAAGGUCUAUCACAAUGCCGCACCGAUUCGAUUUCAUUGGGGCCACGAGACCGCGAGGUGGGUGAAGGACUUCGAGGACAACGUGACAUUGCUCGAUCAGAUGAAGGCGGGUACCAGCCGAGGACGGAUCUUCAAGAACGGCUUCCAGCACUUCGGUAAUGUAACGAACUUCGAAGAUGUUCCGCUCGAUCGAUGAGAUUAGUCGGUAUACCGUUGAGCGGGAAAACUCAGCGGAAUGAGAUGUAACUGCUUGAAACCGUCUUUGAGAUCAUAAAAUCCGCGGAAGGACAUGUAGAUAUUAACGUACAAACAAUACUCAGGGCAAUACGCGAGUGGUCUGACGAGGCUGUCGGACGAAAAUAUGUAAAGAUGUU